Urocitellus parryii (Arctic ground squirrel) is the source of this 830-nucleotide messenger RNA. RefSeq names its product stathmin 3 (gene Stmn3). The record is from RefSeq and is a predicted model, not a curated record. Lineage: Eukaryota; Metazoa; Chordata; Mammalia; Rodentia; Sciuridae. Gene Ontology annotation, biological process: neuron projection development; microtubule depolymerization; regulation of microtubule polymerization or depolymerization. Gene Ontology annotation, molecular function: tubulin binding. Gene Ontology annotation, cellular component: neuron projection; cytoplasm.
UCCAGCCGCCGCCUGCGUCUCUCUGGCCUCCGCCGCCCGUCGCCACCAGCACCAUGGCCAGCACCAUGUCCGCCUACAAGGAGAAGAUGAAGGAGCUGUCCGUGCUGUCACUCAUCUGCUCCUGCUUCUACUCACAGCCUCACCCCAACACCAUCUACCAGUAUGGGGACAUGGAGGUAAAGCAGCUGGAUAAGCGGGCCUCUGGCCAGAGCUUCGAGGUCAUCCUCAAGUCCCCUUCUGACCUGUCCCCAGAGAGCCCUGUGCUCUCCUCUCCCCCCAAGAGGAAGGACGCCUCCCUGGAGGAGCUGCAGAAGCGACUGGAGGCAGCUGAGGAGCGGAGGAAGACACAGGAGGCGCAGGUGCUGAAGCAGCUGGCGGAGCGGCGCGAGCACGAGCGCGAGGUGCUGCACAAGGCGCUGGAGGAGAACAACAACUUCAGCCGCCUGGCGGAGGAGAAGCUCAACUACAAGAUGGAGCUCAGCAAGGAGAUCCGCGAGGCGCACCUGGCGGCGCUGCGGGAGAGGCUGCGCGAGAAGGAGCUGCAUGCGGCGGAGGUGCGCCGGAACAAGGAGCAGCGGGAGGAGAUGUCGGGCUAAGGGGCACUGGACACAGCGGUGACAAGAACGAGUUUUUUUGUUUGCUUGUUUUGUUUUGUUUUGUUCAACUCUGCCUAGAUGCAACUUUUGUUCCUGAUCCAUCCCUCCCCGCCCCCGCACCCCCAGCUUCAUGCUUCUCUUUCCGCACUCUGCACUCCCAGUUGUCCAGUCCUGAUGGUGCGUCUGACCAUGGGCUCUCCCCGGAGGAGCCACCAGGGUGUGAGACAUGGUCCC